This is a messenger RNA of Centropristis striata (black sea bass), 1608 nucleotides long. RefSeq names its product signal-regulatory protein beta-2-like. The transcript has 5 exons. Gene Ontology annotation, biological process: response to bacterium. The coding region runs from base 1 to 1026 and encodes 341 amino acids. Lineage: Eukaryota; Metazoa; Chordata; Actinopteri; Perciformes; Serranidae. The record is from RefSeq and is a predicted model, not a curated record.
AUGACAUCUCUAAACUUUGUCUUCUAUCUGACGUGUUUGUUCUUGGGGAAAAUGGCUCCAACAACUACUCUUGAAUUGUUCUUAUCUGUGCGUCAAGAGAGUGGUUUUCGAUCAGUUAAUGUUGGCGACAGCGUGACAUUACGAUGUUUCUAUGAAGGAGAUGUCGCAGUUAUGUUUUACUGGUACAAACAAACUCUGGGACGGAAACCAACGAUGAUCUCUAACUUCUAUACAUAUGAUAAAAAUGGCACUUUCAUUGAUGAUUUAAAAAAUGAUCCUCGCUUCAAACUUGAAACUAAAAAUGGCAAUAAUCACUUGACAAUCUCAGAUUUACGUGUUUCAGACUCUGCUACUUACUACUGCGUAGGUAGCUAUACAUACAAGUAUGAAUUUGCAGAAGGCACCACUGUCGAAGUAAAGGGUUCAGGCUUCCCUGUCUUGGUCCAUCAGUCAGCAUCUGAGACCGUCCAGCCAGGAGGCUCUGUGACUCUGAACUGUACCGUCCACACUGGGACCUGUGAGGGAGAACACAGUGUUUACUGGUUCAAGAACUCUGAAGAAUCUCCACCAGGACUCAUUUACACCCAUGGAGGCAGAAAUGAUCAGUGUGAGAGAAACACAAAAACACAAACCUGUGUCUACAACCUGCCAAUGAAGAGUCUGAAUCUGUCUCAUGCUGGGACCUACUACUGUGCUGUUGUCUCAUGUGGACACAUACUGUUUGGAAACGGGACCAAGCUGGACAUUGAGUGUGAGGUUGAUCAAGUGUAUUUCUUGAGAGGAGCUUUGACAUUCACCACCAUCCUCAGUUUUUUAUUGGCUCUCACGGUGUGCAUGACCAACAAAGACAGCUGCAAAUCUACAGAGUCCCGGGCAACAUUUCCAACUCCCUCCACAGCGAACCCAAAGGAUUUCCAACACGCAGAAAAAGUCUAUAAUGGCUUCAGUGUCAACCUACACAACAGAUCAGGAAGACUGAAGGAUCCGACCUGGAGUGAAUGUGUGUACAACAGCGUAAAUAAGUAGAACUGGACACGUUACAUAUAUCAUUUUCAGAUAGAGAGGAUUUUCUUAGUUUGAGGUGUAAUGUCAAUUAAGCUUAAGGUGUAGAAUUAAUAUGCUUUAUAGAUUCUUUGUCAUCAGCAGACAAUAUUAUCUGUUUUUAUGCUUUGCUAAUAUGCAUACAUGUCGUUUUGCAGGCUUUCUCAUUGGUACUGUAGUAUAUUUUAUGCUACAAAUGGUAUAAUUUAUAUUACUUAAAUAUAAAAGUUCUGCUUUACUAAAAGGCCUCAGUAUGACCUCUAGAUCAUGUAACAGCCAGAGUCUCCAGGUACCAACUGGUUCAAACCACAAUAAUGAACAUUAAUAUCUGGGAGUUGUCAGACAGUAAAGGCAUUGGAAUUUUUGAAGAUGAGCAAGUAUAGAUUGUAUCCUUUUAAGGUUAAAAAGUAGACUUAGCAGCGUGUUGGUGCCCGGGAAGACAUGCCCAUGCGUUGCGUAUGGGCUGGAACAUUCGAAUAAAAUUAUCUUACACACAGACAGAAAAGCCAGAGAGAACACGGGCAUCAUUGGAGGGACACCUUUUUUCAGCAGCCUUGAAAUUGACAA